Messenger RNA from Oryza brachyantha (malo sina), 2642 nucleotides. RefSeq names its product pentatricopeptide repeat-containing protein At4g21065. Bases 1 to 1776 code for a protein of 591 amino acids. Gene Ontology annotation, molecular function: zinc ion binding; protein binding; RNA binding. The transcript has 4 exons. NCBI's taxonomy places the organism in Eukaryota, Viridiplantae, Streptophyta, Magnoliopsida, Poales, Poaceae. Gene Ontology annotation, biological process: RNA modification. The record is from RefSeq and is a predicted model, not a curated record.
AUGAGCGAGGCGAUCCCGUCCACCCACCCGGCGCUGCGCCACUGCGUCGCGCUCCUCCGCCUCCACCUCGCCGCGCCAUCCCUCGCCGCCGCCAAGCAGAUCCACGCGCGGGGGCUCCGGGCCGGGGUGCCACCCUCCCACCCGCUCCUCGCCAAGCACCUCCUCUUCCACCUCGCCUCCCUCCGCGCGCCGCAGCCGCCGCUCCGCUACGCCGUCGCGGUCCUCUCCCGCCUCCGGCCGCCGGACCCGUUCCCCCUCAACACCGUGCUCCGCAUGGCGGCGGGCUCCACCCGCCCGCGCGUCGCGCUCGCGCUCCACCGCCGCCGCCUCGCGCCGCCCGACACGCACACCUACCCGCCGCUUCUCCAGGCGUGCGCGCGCCUCCUCGCUCUCCGCGAAGGCGAGUGCCUCCAUGCAGAGGCCGCCAAGAACGGCUUCUCCACGCUCGUCUUCGUCCAGAACUCGAUCGUCCACCUCUAUGGCGCGUGUGGCCUGUUCGAGAGCGCGCACAAGGUGUUCGACGAAAUACCGGUCCGUGGGCGGAACCUCGUCUCGUGGAAUUCGAUGCUUAACAGCUUUGCAGCCAAUGGGCGCCCUAACGAGGUUCUGACUGUCUUCCGAGAUAUGCUGGGCAUCGACUUUGAGCCAGAUGGAUUCACCAUAGUCAGUGUUCUAACUGCUUCUGCAGAGAUUGGGGCGCUUGCUCUUGGGAGGAGGCUGCAUGUGUAUGUGGUAAAGGUUGGGUUGGUGGACAAUUCGCAUGUGAGCAACGCGCUGAUUGAUCUGUACGCCAAAUGUGGUAGUGUCAGUGAUGCAAGGAAGAUUUUCGAUGUUAUGGGGUUGGGGAGGACCGUUGUCUCAUGGACUUCGUUGAUUGUAGGGCUGGCAGCGAAUGGGUUUGGGAAGGAGGCACUUGAGCUUUUCAGUGUGAUGGAGAGGGAGAAGCUUGUACCAACUGAAAUCACUAUGGUAGGAGUGUUGUAUGCUUGUAGUCACUGUGGGUUGGUUGAUGAUGGAUUCAAGUAUUUCGAUAGGAUGAAGGACGAUUACAGUAUUGUACCAAGGAUUGAGCAUCUUGGAUGUAUGGUGGACUUGUUGGGGAGAGCAGGAAGAGUUGAGGAGGCUUACAACUAUAUCAUCACAAUGCCACUGGAACCCAAUGCUGUUGUGUGGAGGACCUUGCUGGGUGCUUGUGCUAUGCACAAGAAGCUGGAACUUGGGAAGGUUGCUUGGGCACGGUUAGUUGAGCUUGACCCUGGUCACAGUGGCGACUAUGUGCUCCUCUCCAACCUUUAUGCUGCUGUUGGGCGGUGGGCAGAUGUUUAUGUGCUUAGGAAGACAAUGGUCAAAAAUAGAGUCAGGAAAAACCCUGGGCAUAGCCUUGUCGAGCUCCGCAACUCCGUAUAUGAGUUUGUUAUGGGUGACAGGUCACAUCAUGAGAGUGAACAGAUAUACAAAAUGCUGGCUGACAUAGCUGAGAGAUUGAGGCAGGAAGGUUACAUCCCUCGCACAAGUAAUGUAUUGGCAGAUAUAGAGGAGGAAGAGAAAGAGACCGCCUUAAACUACCAUAGUGAGAGGCUGGCUAUUGCAUUUGCCUUGCUGAAGUCUCUUCCUGGCAUUCCUAUCAGGAUAAUAAAGAACUUGAGGAUGUGUGGGGACUGUCAUGUUGCAAUUAAGCUAAUAUCAAAGGUUUAUGAUCGUGAAAUCAUUGUCAGGGAUCGCAGUAGGUUCCACCAUUUCAAAGGGGGAACAUGUUCGUGCAAAGAUUAUUGGUAGUUGAUUCAUGUAAAAAAUUGACAGUGAUAAAAACAUGGUUUAUGAGAUUGCCAUAUGAUCAGAUAACAAGCUCUGUAAAAACCUUGAUGAUGGACACUGAACACAGAUGGUAGAAGUAAGGGAACUACAGAGAUAUGAGGCAUUUUCUGCAGACGACCCAGCAAUUAUUGUGUUGAUAUUCUUAUAAGUUUCUGCAGCAGGCGCACGCGUUGCGCCACACGAGAAGGCGGAGUCGGCGACGCCGAUCCCUACGCUGUCACCACCGGAGGGCAACAUGACGUUCGUCGACGGCGUGACGUGGUGCGUGGCGCGGCCGGGGGUGUCACAGGCGGACCUCCAGAACGCGCUGGACUGGGCGUGCGGCCAGGGCGGCGCCGACUGCACCCCGCUGCAGCCCGGCGGCCGGUGCUACCAGCCGGACACCCUCCUGUCCCACGCCUCCUUCGCCUUCAACAUCUUCUACCAGCAGAACGGCAACUCCGACAUCGCCUGCAACUUCGGCGGCGCCGGUACCAUCAUCAAGAGGGACCCAAGUUUCGGAUCAUGCAAGUUCCAGGCAUCCGAGACUUCUGCUGCAUCAGCACUGACGCGAGGAAGCAUGUGGAUGAUCUGCGCAGCUGCGUCUCUGAUCGUUCUCCAUCUCAGAGUUCUCCAAUCAGUGUGAAAUGUGAAUCGAGUCGAUGGUUGUAUGUCCUGAAGUUACCAAAGAGAUUGUGGUGGUGAUUUGGUUCGCUUUUGUAGUAUAUAUACUUGUGUAAGAAGCAAGGAACAGUGCUAGUUUUUUUCGUGUAAUCAUGUGAAGACUAUAUAUAUUAGGCGCGGUGUUUACUCAGUAAUAAGUGAUAUUGUAGUUAGCAAGAGUUCGU